CGGCGACGUCCUAUGCGCCUGGAUCCAGGAAGUGCUGCGGGGAAUCAGGGCUGUAGAGUUAGAGCAAAAGUUGUGUCAAGUCCCAAAUAGUUGGGUUGUAGUAUAGUUUGUAUUGUACUAAACCCUAAACACACUUGACCUGUUUCUGUUUGGACACCUGAAAACUUCCAGCACCUUUAAAGCUGACAGCAGCAAGCAGGAGAAGCCCCCACGUCUCAAACAUCCAGCAUCCACUCCUGCAGCGCAGCGCCAGCCACUGCCGUCCUGCAAUGCCUCUGUUUCGGGCCCUCGGUGAACGCGGUGCGGCGAGAGCCGGGCGGAGGGGGGUGAGAAAGGUGAAGCGGCUGGGGAGCUGCGGGAGGACAGACGAAGGUGGCUCUGCCCCUUCACUGACACAGCUGUGUCUGCUCAGCCUUGCCGACAACAUGAAGGACGUGUGGGUGAAAGACUAUGCUGACAAGUACCUGGAUCAGUAUUCCUUCAGGCACAUCAUGGGGCCUUUCAACUCUCUGCCCGCAGAGCUGGUCGAGGAGCUCACGUGGCUGCUGUGUGCCAGAAAGCAAUUGUCCCGGGCGGCCCUCCACCUCCUGCUGGUCCCCCAACUCCGCGGCCUGUCACUGGAAAGGUGUCCUGGCCUGGUCACCUCCGCCCUCUGUGCCCACAUUGCUGCACGUUGCCAGGGCCUUUGGAGUCUGGAUCUAUCUGGGGCGCAGCAGCUGCCUUCAAAAGUCCUGUCUGAAACUCUCUGCAGUCUCCCUGCCCUCCGCUCGCUCUCUCUGGCUGGUAUGCCUUGUGACAGAUGUGUGAUCAGGACGAUUGCCUGCCACUGCCAUUUGCUGCGCCAUCUAGAUGUAUCCCGCUGUCAUUUCCUAUCCCCUGCUUCACUACUUCCUCUUGGAAACGGGGCUUUCGACUCAACCUCUGCUAUUCCUUCUAGCUCCUCUCUUUGCUGCACCGCUACAUCUCAACCACCUAUUUCCUCUUUCUCCUCUGACCCCCCAUUCUCCUUUUCUGCAUCACUGUCUCCUCUCCCCCUCAUCAGUCUACUUGCCCUGGAUAUUGGGUUUGGGGAACAAGAGGGGGAUCAUGUGGCAGCUGCAGCCUACCUACUCCUCUCUCUGUGUAGCCUGAAGAGAGUGGCCAUGGAGGGCCUCGCACAGGCCUGCUGGCUCAUUGAUCACAGAGAGUUUAGCCAGACAGAUGAGUUCACUGACAGAGAGGAAGUUCCGAGUCUGGAGGAGGUGUGGAGGCAGAGGAGACACAGGCAGAGCAUGGAUAGUUUGAGGACUACAAGAGAAGGAGCAGCACCAGGGGAUGAGGAACAUGAGGAUGAGGAGAUACUGUUGGAAGGAUAUUGUGAUGAGAGUGAGGAAGAUGCAAGUACAGAGGAAGGGUCAAGUUGCUCUCUGAACCAAGCAGAGGAAAAACGGAGAGGGAGAGUUUUGUCACAGUCAGGUGAUGAACAUCUAACCUUCCGCCUAAAAGAUGUCAAGGGCUUAACUUGUGACUAUCUGGACAGUUUCGGCCAUUUAUGUCCAGAUAUCUGCUCCAUAUCUGUGAACACUGAUGAUGAAGGUACUACAGGGAGAAGCCAGGGGUCUCUGUUGGCUGCAGGCCUCCAGACCUGGUCAGGACAGCUGCAGAGCCUAGCGGUACACCACUCAGGCCCUCUGGCAGAUCUCCUUCCUGCCUUGCAAGUUGCAGGCUCCUCCUUGCUCUCUCUCACUCUGGAGGGAGUGAAAACCAGCCCUCACACGCCUCUACUGGAGGUCAUCAAGGCCUGUCCCAGACUCCGAGACUUGCUCAUCUCGGGUGAGCCUCCCACCAUGACACAGGAAGAAAAUGAGGAGGAUCAGUGGGAUGAUGGGGAUCUUCCACGGCUGCCUAACCUCUGCUCUCUCACACUCAAUUUCUCCUACAGUCACAGCCAAAUGAAGCCUGUGAUGUCCUGGAUGUCCCUGAAGAAGGGGCUCAAGUGUCUCCUGAUUGGUUGUCCUUUACUGGAGAAACUCUCGCUGGUCUCCCUGCCAUGCCCUCUGAACUGCGUUUUACAGGAUGUGCUGCACACAGAGUCUUUGGACUGGUGUCUCUCUGAGGAUUCUACAGACUUACCUCCUGUGCCACUCGGACGGGUACAGCACAUUGACCUGCAGCGGACAGAUGUGAAGAUGAUAACCGUGAAAAACAUAAUGCAACGCAGCAAGAGACUCAAGUUUGUAGAUGUGAGCCACUGCUGGCAAAUCAGUCAGGGUGAGUGGUUGACCUGCAAGAGGUGCAGUCAAGUCCAAGUUGUAUGGGUGUAGUGAAGAGAUGCCCCAGCUUCCAAUACAGGUGCAACAAUGUCGAAGGUGUAUAAAUACUGUUUAAGUAUUAAUUUCAAUUACCACAAUUGGUUAUAUUUGGCGGUAUGGCAAUUGCUCAAUUGCAAUAAUAUCUCUUAUCUGUAUGACUACUUAUACUUGUCAUUUUUGUUAUUUUUGUAACACAGACAAAGAUUGAUAAAAAAUGGGUCAACCAUCUGCAUUUCUACAUCCUCAAAAAACAAAUAAAUCUUCUUUUAAAGGAGUAUUCA
Molecule: messenger RNA, 2572 nt
Organism: Scophthalmus maximus (turbot)
Lineage: Eukaryota; Metazoa; Chordata; Actinopteri; Pleuronectiformes; Scophthalmidae
Exons: 5
Coding region: 270-2303 (677 amino acids)
Source: RefSeq, a predicted model, not a curated record